Molecule: messenger RNA, 1794 nt
Organism: Hevea brasiliensis (rubber tree)
Lineage: Eukaryota; Viridiplantae; Streptophyta; Magnoliopsida; Malpighiales; Euphorbiaceae
Product: gibberellin 20 oxidase 1
Exons: 3
Coding region: 320-1459 (379 amino acids)
Biological process (GO): response to light stimulus; unidimensional cell growth; gibberellin biosynthetic process
Molecular function (GO): gibberellin 20-oxidase activity
Source: RefSeq, a predicted model, not a curated record
AUUGGACCAUCACCUAAUUUUCUCAUAGAGAAGCACCUCAAACUGCAAAGCUCUCUCUUGGGAAGCCCUCCCUUGCAAAAACAGAACAAGAGAAACGCGAACCCCAGAGAGGGAGCUAUAAGAUUCCAAUUUUUGUUCACCGAUCUGCCCGAUGAGAGCGGUCUUGGCUUUUCUUUUAGCACAACACGCUUAGCUCACUCUCACAUAAACUUAUUUCUCUCCCUCCUUUUCUUCUUCAUACUCCUCUAUCCCAUAACUAAUUAACCUUUCCUUCUCUCAAUUUCCAUAUCAUUUACUGCAAAUUAAUAAUUGUAAUGCAAUGGCAAUAGACUGCAUCAAAGCCAUGCCAUCAAUACCUCAACACCAUCCUAAAGAAGAAUGCAAAGAUGAUCAGAAACCUAUAGUUUUUGAUGCCAGAGUGCUUAGUUACCAAUCCAGCAUACCCCAACAGUUCAUUUGGCCAGACCAUGAAAAGCCUAACGUUAAUGCACCAGAACUCCCUGUUCCUCUUAUUGACAUGGGUGGGUUCCUCUCUGGUGACCCUGUUGCCGCAAUGGAGGCUUCAAAGCUAGUAGGCGAGGCAUGCCAGAAGCACGGUUUCUUUCUCGUUGUUAAUCACGGAGUCGAUCGACAGCUCAUAGCCGAUGCCCAUCGCUACAUGGACAACUUCUUUGAAUUGCCACUCUCAGAGAAGCAAAGAGCUCAGAGGAAAAUUGGAGAGCACUGUGGAUAUGCUAGUAGCUUCACUGGCAGGUUUUGCUCUAAGCUUCCUUGGAAAGAAACGCUUUCUUUUAGCUAUUCUGCCGAGGAAAACUCAGCAAAACUCGUCCAAGACUAUUUCCAUAAGACAAUGGGUGAAAGUUUCGCAGAAUUGGGGAAGGUGUACCAAGACUAUUGCGAGUCUAUGAGUACUCUGUCACUGGGAAUCAUGGAACUCCUUGGAAUGAGCCUAGGAGUGAGCAAAGCCCAUUUCAGGGAAUUUUUCGAAGAUAAUGAUUCCAUAAUGAGGCUUAACUACUAUCCUCCAUGCCAAAAACCUGACCUGACAUUAGGAACUGGGCCUCAUUGCGAUCCAACAUCAUUAACAAUCCUUCAUCAAGACCGAGUGGGCGGUCUUCAAGUUUUCGUAGACAAUGAAUGGCGUUCAAUUAGCCCAAAUUUCGAAGCCUUUGUCGUUAACAUUGGCGACACCUUCAUGGCUCUUUGUAAUGGGAGAUACAAGAGUUGCCUGCAUAGAGCCGUGGUGAACAGUGAGACACAAAGGAAAUCUCUGGCUUUUUUUCUGAGUCCAAAGAGUGAUAAGAUGGUAACUCCUCCAACCGAACUGGUGGACAGUUGCAACCCAAGAAUAUAUCCUGAUUUUAAAUGGGCCACGCUUCUUGAAUUUACACAGAAGCAUUACAGAGCCGACAUGAAAACCCUUGAAAUGUUCACAAAUUGGCUUCAACAGAGAAAGUAGCUAAAGAAAGUGGGGUAGCUAGUAAUGCGUCGCAAUUAAUCAGACCUCUGCAUGCUAUUGGUCUUUUUCGCCCGGGAAAGUGACAUUGGUGGGAGAGGAAAGAGAAGCGUAAGGUAGAGAUGGGAAUUUUGGUCAGAUUUGGAGGAAGACAAAUAGCAGCAAUAACAUAGAGAAGGAAAUGCUAGUUUUUAUUUUCAUAAGUCUGUAACUAUUCGCUCAUGAACAAAAGCCACGUAAGGAACCAAUUAAUCGAAACUUGGAUGUGCUAAAUUUUUGUAUUUUUCUUUGAUAAUAUAGAAAGAAUAUUCCUCUAAAACAAAAAACUAUUACUAGCA